CACGUCAGCAUGGGGGCCCCGUGCCCCGUCCACGUCAUCCCCCCGUUCGAAAUUCAAAACGCUCCCCCACGCGACGCGUGUCCUAUAAGACGCCGACGGUUGCUCCGUCCGUUGGGCCGCCCGCCUCGCCUCGUCUCGGGGAGCCGCCUCGCCUCGCCGCGGCGUCGGCGCAAGCAAGCGAGCACGGCGGCUAGGGUUUCGCCGAGGUGGUGACGGGCAGCCCGCCGCGCGCUCGCCAGGUGUUCGACGGAAGUCGGGGGCGCCCCGGGACCGGCCCGGCCGAUGCCGAGCGGCGGGAGGCGGCUGCCGCCGUGGACGUCGCCGCGGAGCGCGGGGGCGGGGGCGGGGGCGCCGAGGUGGAGCCCCGCUGCUGGCACCCCCGCGGGCGCGGGCGGCCCGGGCUCGGGCUACGGGACGUCUCCCGUGAGCGCGGGGGGCUGCUUCGGCACGCGCGUCACGCCGCCGACGAGCGGGGGAGGGGGCGCGCGCGUGACGCCGCCGUCGGCCCGGGGGUGCUCGUCGCGGCCGCCGAGGCCGCCGCCUUCCCUGGACUCGCCCUACGUGCGGGCAAAGCAGGCGCAGGUAAUUGAAAAGGACCCAAACAAGGCAAUUCCAUUGUUCUGGGCUGCUAUAAACAGUGGUGACCGGAUUGAGAGUGCAUUGAAAGAUAUGGCCAACGUACUGAAACAAGCAAAUAGGGCUGAAGAAGCCAUUGAGGCAAUAAGAUCCUUUCGUGAUCGUUGUCCCUAUGAAGCUCAGGAGUCCCUUGACAAUAUUCUUCUUGACCUGUACAAGAAAUGUGGUAGGACAGAAGAGCAGAUUGAGAUGUUGACGAUAAAGCUGAGAAUUGUUGAUGAGGAGCUAGCUUCUGGCCGGUGGAAAACAAAACAGUCUAAAUCUCAUGGAAGGGUAGUAUACCUUUCUCUCAGAGAUGAAAAAGCAAGGUUACUGGGGAACCUUGCAUGGGCCUAUAUGCAGUCUGAAAAUUACGAGGAAGCAGAAAUGCUCUACAGGCAAGCUCUUGCUGUAGAAGCUGACUACAACAAAGAGUGUAACUUAGCCAUCUGUUUGAUGAAGACUGGAAAGUUGGCUGAAGCUAAAUACCUGCUCCAAGCUAUACCAUACAACUGCAACGAUGAAAGUCAUGUGAAAUCUCUUUCCCGGGCCACUGAAAUGCUUAGGGAACUUGAGUUGCAAUCACUCCCUUCUCCCAUAACUCAGAUGAAGUCUAAAGAAUCACGGAUUUUACUUGCUGCUGGUGUGAAGAUGCUUGAAGAUCCACAGCCACAAAUACUAUCAACACCUUUGAGUCUACUGAAAUGUAAAGAACCACAUAUUUCAGUUUCAGCAAAUGCAGAGGAGCAUGAGAAUUGCAGUUCAUGGCUUCCAUCUCCCAUAACUCAGUUGAAGCGCGAAGAACCACAAAUUUUGGUUAUUGCUGAGGCAGAAAAGAAUGAAGGCUGUGCAGAGUUCCAAGAUCUUUCUCGACUGUUCAAUGAUGCUGCUACACCUCAUUCAAUACUUGAGAAACUAAGAAAGCAGCUAGUUAAAGAGGCAUCAAAAAAUAGCAUUCAUGAUCAGAUUCAGACUCCUACAGCAACUGAAUGCUUGCCCAACUCUGAUGGAAAUCAAGAUGCUAGUGAGAAUCCUGUGCAAGGGGGCAAGCAAAUGACUGAAGGGGUUAGAAAAACAUGGGCUGACAUGGUGGACGAGGAGGAACAGCAAUUGGGUGAGGACAAGUCAUGGGCUGACACGGUAGCUAAGGAUGAACAUCAAUUGGAUGAUGACAAGUUAACAGUGGGUGUGGGCACUACUGAGCAAACUGAAAGCAGCAAACAUGCAAGUAAGCAGGAGUGCAGAAUACCACCAUCCUGUCAAGGAAGCAGCACCCUCCACAGACCAGUCUUGGGUGGUCACCAACAAGGCUCUUCAGCAAAUUCAUGGAGACGCAGCGACUCCAAAAUCUCAAGGGAUAACAGAGUGAACUGGGAUCUUGUCAGGACCGCUCCAACAUGGAGCAAGCAUAAGUUACAAGAUCACAGCGACCGAGUUUGCCAAAGGCCUAACACAGCUCAUUUUAACGAGAACACCUCAGGCAGCAAACAAGCACCAUGGAGAAGUAGUGCAUCUCAGCGUGCGCUUUUUCCUGACUGGAACUCAAAGGGUGAAGGAUAUAGCCAUGGUUGUAUGCCGUUUGGUGAUAAUGAGCACUCUCAGGGUUCUGGUUGUACUGAGGCCUCUCGUCGGUGGCAUAAUAACGUGGCAGGUACAGUGACAUGGAGGCCACAGAACCGUCUGCGGGUCUUCCAGGAAAUCACAAAUGAGAUCAACCAAAAUGUUGUGUAACUAUAUAUGUCCAGUGUUCCUUGCUGUUGGUGGAAGUUCUUCUUUCCAUUAGCAUGUUGUUUGAACUAUAGAGGGAUUGGUGAAAUCUGAAAUGGUUCGUUUCUUUUUUGGAUUCAGAUCUAGAGAAUACUCUCGAAAUGUCAUCACAGCCCAUCAUUCGUACUCCUAGCUAGUCGACGAAUCAUACCGCGAUCAUCAUAGCUGUAUAUAUUUUCCUUGUCACUAUUGUGGCAAAGCAUCUGUAAAAACUGGUGACCUGGUUACCAAUUUCUCACAGUAGCCACUGUUUUUAGCGACUGAGAAUCUUUUCCUCC
Molecule: messenger RNA, 2660 nt
Organism: Panicum virgatum (switchgrass)
Lineage: Eukaryota; Viridiplantae; Streptophyta; Magnoliopsida; Poales; Poaceae
Exons: 6
Coding region: 283-2346 (687 amino acids)
Molecular function (GO): protein binding
Source: RefSeq, a predicted model, not a curated record